Molecule: messenger RNA, 255 nt
Organism: Prunus armeniaca (apricot)
Lineage: Eukaryota; Viridiplantae; Streptophyta; Magnoliopsida; Rosales; Rosaceae
Source: the annotation of a GenBank genome assembly
AUGCCACUGUUGUUGAGCUUUACAGAGAAACAAGGUGGACAAAUUGGAAUUAGUCUUAUAGGAGAAUAUGUGGAGCCUUACUCAGAAUCAACAGAAGACAGAGCUGCAGUAAAGAGAAAUUUGGACUUUGAACUUGGAUGGUACACAGAGCCAUUGGUAUAUGGAGAUUAUCCAAAGAGCAUGAGUACAUUUGGUCAAGGAAAGGCUGCCCAUUUUCACCAAGGAAGAGAGGAGAUUGUUGAAGGAUUCCUUUGA